This is a messenger RNA of Marasmius oreades (fairy-ring Marasmius), 2424 nucleotides long. RefSeq lists its product as uncharacterized. NCBI's taxonomy places the organism in Eukaryota, Fungi, Basidiomycota, Agaricomycetes, Agaricales, Marasmiaceae. The transcript has 4 exons. The record is from RefSeq and is a predicted model, not a curated record. Bases 46 to 1350 code for a protein of 434 amino acids.
UCCCGCGUCAAUGACUCCCACCUCCAUGACCACUGCAAGUCCCGUAUGGCCAUAACCCUUCUCUCUGCUGGGUCAAACGCGCUGGGUCAGCUUGCUAAUGAAACCUCUGAGGAUUCCCACACCUUCGGAGUAUGCCUUUUCGCUGAUUCUGCCAAUCUUCACAAGGUCUUGCAAUUAGCAAGUGGGGGUAAUCAUACCCUUCUACUCGCGGAAGUUGUCGUCGGCACAGACAACGAAAUACGCACACAAUUAUAUGGCUGCGGUGAUGGAUCAGUCGGCCAACUGGGUGUCGGGAUUCCAGUCACAUCGGUAUUCCGACGGCUCGAUCUACAACUCCAAGAGAAUGGACUCGAAGGAUAUCAGCCGCGGUUGAUAAGUGCAUCCUGGCAAACGACGUACAUCGUUCUAUCGUUUGCUGAUCGGCCUGACCGUGUGGUUGCAAUGGGUAGCGACGAUUUUGGUGAUCUGGGUGUUGGUGGGGUGAAAAGGAAUACAAGGGCAUCGGGAUCAAUGCCAACUUCGCCUCCCUAUCAUACUGUUCGAUUCAAUCAUCUUCUCGUCAAUGGUGCUCAUCCUGACGACGAGAACUACCUUGCUGUUGAUUCAAUCGCUGCAGGCCAACAUCACGUCGUCGUACAUUUCCAUACACGGCUCACCGAUGGUUCAUACCACUAUCUCACUGCUGGUUGGGGAACUUGCAGACACGGAGAGCUCGGUGCUGUUGACUAUAUUUUGGACAAGUUGAAGAAGCCAAAACCAUUGGCAUUUGUUUCUACUCCGAAACUUGUAUUCGUCGAUCAAACAAUCACUUCUAUAGCCCUAGGAAGCCAACACAGCUUGUUUCUGCAUGGUUCCGGAAAUGUCCACGGCAUUGGAUCGAACAAACGGGGUCAACUCAAUGGUCUAGACGGAGUAGAGUGUGCUGAAAUUGGUUGUACAUGGAACGGGACGUAUGUCAUCGAUAAACAGGCUAGGAGCAUGCAUGCCACUGGAAGUCACUUUAAAGGGCAAUUAGGUCGUACUUCCAUCCUAAAUCUUGUCGUGCGCCUUGGUCCUGUCGAGUUUCCGUUUAACAAUGUGCCAUCUUCUUCACCUGACAGACAACUAGCAAGGAUGGCUUGCGGGAGCGAACAUGUUCUAGUAUCGUCCAACAACGAAGAACGCAACGAUACCGAGGUCUGGGGAUGGGGGUGGAACGAACAUGGAAAUUUGGGUGUAGGGACCACAGAAGACGUCCAGAUUCCGGUCAAGGUAUGGCCUCAAGGGGAGACAGAUCUGGCAGAUGCAAAGGAGGUCGUGGGCAUCUGGGCAGGUUGCGGGACCAGCUGGAUUGCUGUGAGAGCUGGAUGAAAUGCAUGAUGGACUCCUCGCAUUUAGAUGUCUAGCGGAAGAGUAAUCUGUGAUAAAUAAUGGAAUGUGGAAGCUACGGGACCCCCAAGUGGCUCCUACUUACACGAGAAGGACUGAUGUCGUGCCCACCUUUAGUACUUCUUCGCAGAACAUGACAUUCGCAAAUCACGUCCGACACGAGUGCUUACGAACGCAUCGCCUUUGUGAAGCGGAUUUGAUGGACAUCGUGACAGAAAUUGGAACUCGAUUCUUGCGUUCGAGCGUGUUUAUUGGACAUCGUUUUGGGAUCAUUGUUCUUCGACGUGAUUUCUUAUCUCAGGUCAGAUCUUUUGGCAAUGUACUCGACACAGGAGUCGGUGAGGCUGUGGUAGAUCUAUCUGUUUUAUGUGGCUCGCACCUACCAGAAGAACAAACAGAGGGGGAAAUCGUGGUUGCGUGGGCGACAGGCGGCGAAUACAUUUCAGACACUCGCGGCUUCAGGAAUACUGUAAGAACGACUCCGCGGCUUCGACUCUCCCGUAGGACCUCGCUCGAGUAUUGGAAUGUUCUGUGUUCGCGUGUUUGGAUUCGCCUGAGAUGCUCACUUUCCGCCUCAUAUCGUUCAGUGGCAGACAUUCGUACUAGUGGCAAGCGAAGAGACAUCCAGAAAUUCCUACAUGGCGAUGGCGUCGUUCAACCUCCUCGACUCCAACCAAACACAAAACAACAUCGAGUUCACCCGCACGGCUUUCUUCAUGAUCACCGGAGGCAAGUAUGCAACCCCUUUGCUCGAUUUCAGCGACUUCAAUAUUUUUAUCUCUUUUGACCCUAUCCUGGAAUGAUUCACUCUAACGAGGACCGGAACACAGUAUGCCCCUUCGGAUGAACCGACUUUAGACUCAUUUUCCUGUCGUGAAGAACGGUUUAGGCAUAUCCCUCACCUCUCUUUUAUGCUUUGCCAUGUAGAGUAGAUAUUACUAGGCUGCGACUACAGAGCAAUUACAGAGCGAAGGAACGACGAUUAAAGUACAAGCGCUUGCGUAUACAAGUAAACCAAUAUAUAUCCGUCGCAGAAGAGUGUUAGUGCAUAGGGAA